AUGAAUAAUAAUAACUUUAAUAAAAGCAUGAUGAAUAACAAUAGAAGAGUAGGAGAGCAAGAUUUGAAUCCAUUGCCUGGGUUUCAACCUUUACAAGGAAAUGCUCCUUCCUCAAUGAGUAUUGGAUUUGGUGGCAAUCUCGUUGGACCAAAUAAUCCAAUUUUCAAUGGCUCGAAUAUUCCUUCUGCUUCUUCAAUGGGAGGAGGUAUGAAACCUCAGAUGUUACCUGGUUCUAGAUUUGAUCCAGUUUAUCCUAUCAUUGGGCCAUUUGGAGGUUCUGUAAGUGGAAAUAGAGGUGAAAGUUCUUCAUCGUCUUCAUUUGGAAAUAUUAAUCCAGAUCAUCACAAACCUCCACAAUUUGGAGAUGAAGAUUUGUAA
Naegleria gruberi is the source of this 378-nucleotide messenger RNA. RefSeq lists its product as uncharacterized. NCBI's taxonomy places the organism in Eukaryota, Heterolobosea, Eutetramitea, Acrasida, Naegleriidae. The record is from RefSeq and is a predicted model, not a curated record. The transcript has a single exon. Bases 1 to 378 code for a protein of 125 amino acids.